CACUCCUUCGAAACAAGCGGCAAUCUCAAAUCGGGAACCACUUCUGUGCCCCUCCAAGGAGCGGACAAACGCACCUCGCAACGUUACUCCAAUGUCAAUCUCAUCCUCUAGUAUGUCUUAAGGUGUAAUGGACGGCAUGAACGUGGAAAGACGUUGUGCGCGUCGAGCCGUUGGCCUUUGCCACGGCAUCUUAUCACAGAUAAAAUCAGGUCGGCAUGUUCCGCGAUCCGACAUCGACAACGCACUAUGCGUCCUGCAGAUGUACGAGGAGAUGUGGGGAUAUCUGGACGAUGACAGGGAGUCGGGCGUAGCCGAUUGGAGUAUUCCGUUUGAGUUCAAUCAGAGCAGAUCCCAUCCGUUGGGACAGCGAACAAUAGAGGGACAACCUCAGGCGGAGACGGGACAGACAGCAGAUCCAAACAGGAAGCAAUCGCCGCAUCUUCCGCCGGAAGUGCUCGCCAGCAUUUUUGCGCAUCUUGAUGCCACCCCGACGAUCGCGCACAAUGAGGAGUCCGGGCAGCAGAACAAGCGAACGCAGAGAGACCUUCUCGCCUGUUGCUUCGUCAACAAAGCGUGGAAAGCGAUGGCUGCCCCCUUCUUGUGGAAGAACCCCCGAUUAUGGUCACCGCGAGGUCUCUUCAAGCUGGUGUACUGUUCGCGGAUAUCGAGGUUCAGCUUCAAUGGGAAUCUCGGCACCGAGGUCCGACGUUUGGAUACCAUGGGCCUGCAGCUGGAGGAGCCUCUCCACACACCGCUCAUUCGCAUCAUGGCAUCGACGUUCCCGAACCUGGAGAUGCUACGUUUGGGCAUCCGGAACUUUCAUCCAAACACCAUCGAACACGUUUUCGACCUCUGUCAUGAUAUUCAAUGCUUUGCCCUGCGCGGCGACCCAUGCAUAUCGUUUGACGUGUGGGGAGAGUCGUCGGUGCCACAUUUCAUGGCAGGCAUGAAGAAACUGAGCGCAUUAUGCUUGCACAAUGUCGUAUGUGAUGCACAAUCGAUGCGAUUCUACCAUUGCGUCCUCAGCUCCAUGACUAGCACAUUGCGACACCUGAAUAUCGGACGGACAUGGGUCGGCGAUGAGAUUGUCACUGCAUUUGCGAAGUGUUGCCCUCACCUCCAAACAUUUAUCCUGGAAGAGAAUUCAGCGCUAACCGACGUCGGCAUCGAAGUUCUCGCCAUGUCCUGCCGCGACCUCCGCUUCGUCAAGCUCCGAAACUGCAUACACGUCGGCGACGACGGAAUCACCGCGCUUGUCAAACGUUGCCGCAACUUGACGGUGCUCGGGAUCAGCUACACGCGCUGCACGGACGCCACGAUCCAAAUCAUCGCCGAAAGAUGCCAGCAUCUUCACACUCUGUUUAUGGAGGAUAUCCUCCUCGAGUCGGAAGACACGAUCAUCAAGAUGUUGGAGAUGCGGGGAAAGAAGCUGACGACGCUGGCUAUGGCUUCUACCGAUGUCAUCUCGCAGGCCACGGUGGAUGCGCUCAUCUCUUACUGCCCUGAACUGCGAGAACUGGAUCUUGCCAGUUGCGGAUCCGAUAACCUGGCAAAUCCAAUCACGGAAGCGUCCAUCGAUAGGUUGGUCGACAGCUGUCCGAAGCUUCGCACGCUUUUGGUCUGUGGCGUGGAUGGCAUCUCGGACGAGUAUCUUGAUAAACUGUCGUCCCGAUUGUCCACAACACAAUUCUGGCUUUCGCCGCCUGAUGAGCUCACUGGGUGGAUCGAAUAGUUUCGGAACCCCUUCAAUUUGUCAUUCCAUCUGUAGUUUCGUUGCUCUUGAACCAUCGAGAACUCGCAAUCAUCCACACAGUUUGGGGAGGCGAUGCCAAUGUAUUUUGAUCUAGGCUCCAUAGUGUAAAUUCAACGCAAGCGCAUCAACGAAAGUGAAUCAAGCGUCAGAAGCAUUCUGUUUUCGGCAAUGCCCGCUAUAGUUACACGUAAAUCAUUAUGCACAUAG
Molecule: messenger RNA, 1960 nt
Organism: Fimicolochytrium jonesii
Lineage: Eukaryota; Fungi; Chytridiomycota; Chytridiomycetes; Spizellomycetales; Powellomycetaceae
Exons: 3
Coding region: 128-1732 (534 amino acids)
Biological process (GO): SCF-dependent proteasomal ubiquitin-dependent protein catabolic process
Cellular component (GO): SCF ubiquitin ligase complex
Molecular function (GO): protein binding
Source: RefSeq, a predicted model, not a curated record